AUGGAUCCUUCAGAUCUGCAGCUGAAGAAGUUCUCAACUCAAGAUCUUCAACGCCGUGCCAUGCCCACGACCUUCCUCAACCUUCCUGCUGAGAUUCGCCUACAGAUUUACCGCGUGUACAUCCCACGUGGUCGUGUCGUAUACAACAACACAAGCCUCGCCAGGGGAGGAUUGGACUUUAUUAUUUACGAGGAUCAUGCCCUGCGUACGCCACGUAUCUUAUCCCUGCUACCAUUCACGACUUCUCUCCUCGCCGUCUGCAAACAAGUCAGCGAAGAGUGCCUUGAAGUCCUCUAUGGAGAGAAUCGGUUCGAGAUAGACCUCGCACGAGGUGCUCAGUACUUAUUUCGGAUGGCAUUCACUGAGCAGAACAUUCGCAGAAUCAAAAAUGUGACCGUUAUUGCGCGUCUGGCCGCUGCACCCCCAGAUUUGAAACUUCUCCCUCAGCCAGACUAUCAGUUCUGGGAUAUGGUUUUCCCACAUCUGACCAGCUUCGCUCUACAAGCCAACGAGCCAGCUACCUGUCGCGAUGCAACUGUUGCACGCUGGGAUGUCGACAGGGUCCUUGAGCGACGUUUGAUGGACAGUUGGAUAGAACGCGCUGAGCCCUAUUUUGAGUUGUUUGGUAGGUUCCUUGGUGAUGUUGAUCGAAACAUCAAGGUCGAUAUCUCGGUUGGAGCGGCGACUUUGGUACUUGCCCAACGACACAUUCCAGGACAUUUGUCAGUGAGGAGAGUGUACUGGGUCGAGUGUAUCUGCGGGAGACGUUGCACGCAGCGAUAG
Messenger RNA from Talaromyces amestolkiae, 783 nucleotides. RefSeq lists its product as uncharacterized. The coding region runs from base 1 to 783 and encodes 260 amino acids. The transcript has a single exon. Lineage: Eukaryota; Fungi; Ascomycota; Eurotiomycetes; Eurotiales; Trichocomaceae. The record is from RefSeq and is a predicted model, not a curated record.